Aspergillus sclerotioniger CBS 115572 is the source of this 2007-nucleotide messenger RNA. Its product is annotated as protein serine/threonine kinase activating protein nimO. The coding region runs from base 1 to 2007 and encodes 668 amino acids. Gene Ontology annotation, biological process: positive regulation of nuclear cell cycle DNA replication; regulation of cell cycle phase transition. Gene Ontology annotation, molecular function: zinc ion binding; protein serine/threonine kinase activator activity; nucleic acid binding. Gene Ontology annotation, cellular component: nucleus; Dbf4-dependent protein kinase complex. Lineage: Eukaryota; Fungi; Ascomycota; Eurotiomycetes; Eurotiales; Aspergillaceae. The record is from RefSeq and is a predicted model, not a curated record. The transcript has 3 exons.
AUGGCAGCUGUAUUCGUACCACCUUCGCCUCGGUCUACACUUAAUAUGUCGACUCGCCGACCACUCGCCAACGUGCCGAAUGCUACCAAUUCCCCUCACAGAUCAGGCCUCGUGCCUGCCAAACGUCUACGUCCAACGAGCACUCAGAUUGACAUCCCUUACGGCCAGCCCCCUCCGAAGAAGCAGGUAGUGGACGGGCAGGAAGCGGACGCUCGAUCCCCAACCCGGACCAGGGCGUCCGUUUACCAGAACACCGACUCGAAACUGUUCCUGCGGCGGACAAAUAAUGCUCAGCCGAGUGCAUUCGAGAGGAAAUUGGUAGCUGCGAGAGAUAAGGAACGACAGGCACAAAUGAAAGGCACGAGGCACGAGAGGCCUUCUGCGGAGACCCUCGAUUCCAUAAGGCAGUGGCAGAGGCAUUACCGCAAAGCCUUUCCGCAGUUUGUUUUCUACUUUGAUAGUAUCCCGGAAGAUGUUCGCAGUAAAUGUUCCAGACAGGUGCUUGCGUUGGGAGCGCGUGAAGAAAAAUUCUUCUCGCGUCUAGUGACCCACGUCGUUACCUCUCGUCCCAUCCCUCCAGAGAAUGAUGCCUCGAACGCACCGCAAUAUAACGGAGAGGCGGCAGACCAAGCACCUGUGGACGGUACGCUGCAGACCGUCAAUCCUUCCUUGCUCGAAAAGAGCGCCGAUACACACCUUCAUAUGUCCUUAAAAAACGAUGCACGACGGGAACAAAAGGGCAUGGAUGUUCUGCACAGAGCUCGCCAAAUGAGCAUGAAGAUCUGGGCCAUAGAAAAGCUACAGCGGAUGAUCGCAGCCAUAAAUGAUAGUGAUGUCGGGGGUCAUGACAGCCACACUACUCGAAACAGCAAUGUCGCCGGUGGUCUUACAAGGGCUCGGGGCGAAAACGAUCUUUCACAAGUCCUUCAGAACGAGCUUUUAAAUGGCCCGUCUGAUCGCAACCCCCUUUCUGUGCUGAAGGAGCUGGUGAUGUUUAAGGGACCUUUCAUAUAUGUCCACGACAUGGACGAGAAAACGCGGCCCGUCAUGGUGCGAGAAUACCCCAGAGUCACAAAACGGCAGGAUGGCAUAUGGCCGCAGUUCCGAAGUGCACGACUAGGAAAAUGUCCAUUCAUUGAGGAGCCACCUACUAAAAAGGAACUUGAUCAGCGGCGUGCCCGUCAACGAGAAAGGGAAAGAAAGGCUCUUUCCAAGCCUGCUCCUGUGCAGGAAGUCCCAGAUGCUAAGCUUAAUGCACCAGAACCUGAUAGGAGGAUCAUCAAAUACGAUUCCGAGGACAAGACUCCUGAAUUGGACCAGCCCGAAGAGGUGCCCCUUGAAAAGCCAAUUGAAAUACAGGACUCGCAGUCGACGAAACAACUCUCGCCCAGGAAAAGCUCAGAGAGCUUCGUGCCCCCCCCACUCCAUCGGAAAGGGCCAUUUUUCCAUGGCCGUGAACCUGCUGCAUCAGGCGUACAGCCUUCCAAUAUCACAUCCGCCAUACGUUCCCAGAUGGUUUCUUCAACUGCUGCUGCACCUGGUGCCAAGGCUGGUGUGAGCAAGGAAGUCCAUGAAUUGAAGAGAAAGGUGCUUGAGAAGGGAAACGGCGGGCUUGCCGCUGGCACGAUACCUCAACCACAACACGCUGUAGACGGAGCUGCCUCGUUAAGGAUGAAGGCCCAGGAAAACCGUCUCGGCAAAAUGCGGCCUCCGGAAAAGGUUAUAAACGUUCCCGAAGACAUAACGAUAAAAUGGGAGGGCAACGGAGGCCUGAAGCGGCGUGCAAGUGAUCAAAAGACCAUCAUAAUCCCGAAAAAGAAAGAGAGAAGGAGAGACCCUAAGCCAGGCUACUGUGAGAACUGCAGGGACAAGUUCGAUGACUUUGAAGAGCACAUCGUGACCCGGAAGCAUCGCCGAUUUGCAACGAACCGGGCGAACUGGGCCGAACUGGACUCUUUACUAGUUCAGUUGGCGAGGCCCGUGAAAGAUGAAGCCUUGGGAUUAUAA